CCCUUCUGCUGUACGACCUGACCUCCUGGUGUACCUUAUCUAUCCUUCCAUUCACCCAUACCCCAAUCAAUCAUCUCACACAGCAUCAUGGCUACCAUCGAGACCAUCAAUGACGGCGUGGCCAUCAACGGAGCUAUCCAAGAUGCCUACCGCAAGAUCCUCACCCCCGAGGCCACUGCUUUCCUUGCUCUCCUCCAUAGAAGCUUCAACGCCACCAGAAAGGCCUUGCUUCAACGCCGAGUGAUCCGCCAGCAGGAACUUGACAGAGGCAUCCUGCCCGACUUCCUACCUGAGACCAAGCACAUCCGGGAAAGCGACUCCUGGAAAGGUGCUCCUCCAGCACCGGGUCUCGUCGACCGACGCAUCGAAAUCACCGGUCCCACUGAUCGUAAAAUGGUCAUCAAUGCCUUGAACAGCAAUGUCUGGACAUAUAUGGCCGACUUUGAAGACGCUACUGCGCCCACCUGGGACAACCAGGUGUCUGGCCAGGUCAACCUGUACGACGCCAUUCGAAGACAAGUCGACUUCAAGCAAGGAGAAAAAGAAUAUAAACUACGCACCGAUCGUGUGUUGCCCACCUUGAUUUGCCGUGCCCGAGGCUGGCAUCUGGAGGAGAAGCAUUUCACCGUCGACGGUGAGCCCAUCUCUGGCUCGCUCUUCGACUUUGGCCUGUACUUUUUCCACAAUGCCUUUGAGCUCGUCAAGCGUGGCUACGGCCCUUACUUUUAUUUGCCCAAGAUGGAAUCACAUCUCGAGGCGAGACUCUGGAACGAUGUCUUCAACCUGGCACAGGACUACAUUGGCAUGUCCCGCGGCACCAUCCGCGGCACUGUGUUGAUCGAGACCAUCACUGCUGCCUUUGAGAUGGAUGAAAUCAUUUAUGAACUCCGGGACCAUUCGUCUGGUCUCAACUGUGGUCGCUGGGAUUACAUCUUCUCCGUGAUCAAGAAAUUCCGACAGAACCCCAACUUUGUCCUCCCAGAUCGAUCCUCUGUCACAAUGACUGUACCAUUCAUGGAUGCGUACGUCCGACUGCUCAUCAAGACCUGCCAUCGUCGUGGUGUGCACGCCAUGGGCGGCAUGGCUGCCCAGAUCCCCAUCAAGGACAACCCAGAAGCCAACGACAAGGCCAUGGACAGUGUCCGACAAGACAAGCUCCGUGAAGUGCGGGCUGGCCAUGACGGUACCUGGGUGGCUCACCCUGCUCUGGCUCCCAUCGCCGCCGAAGUCUUCAACAAACACAUGCCCACUCCCAACCAACUCUUCAAACGCCGGGAGGACGUGCAUGUCACGGCCAACGAUCUCCUCAACAUGAACAUGCCCGGCACUGUCACCGAGGAUGGCAUUCGGAAGAACCUUAACAUUGGCCUGGGCUAUAUGGAAGGUUGGCUCCGUGGCGUAGGCUGUGUGCCCAUCAACUAUCUCAUGGAGGACGCGGCCACUGCCGAGGUGUCACGAUCUCAGCUCUGGCAAUGGGUCAGGCACGGCGUCAAGACCGCCGAGGGCAAGACCGUUGAUAAAGCAUACGCCCUCCGCUUGCUCAAGGAACAAGCUGCUGAGCUGAGCGCCAAGGCAGCCAAGGGCAACAAAUAUCAGCUUGCCGCCAGAUACUUUGAGAACCAAGUGACUGGCGAGGAUUAUGCCGAUUUCUUGACCAGUCUGCUUUACAACGAAAUCACCACCGUUGGUUCAUCACAGCCUAUCGCCAAGUUGUAGAACCCAGAAAUUGUUCCACGGAGAAAAGUCAGGCCGCUCUUCGCUUUGAAGAAGGCAUAAAGAGCACAUGACAUUAUGUACAUCACCAGAUCGUGUGCCUUGGGCAGCCGAUAUCUGGAAACGACAGGGGGUUGCAUGUGUUUGGCAACUUCUUGUUACAUUAUAAGCUUUUGAGUAGCAUGCGAAUAUAAGCACCAAUUUGUUCCAGAGUAACUACCUGUUUCUUGUGUUGUGAGUCGAAGGGGGCAUUGAACUAACGGGGGUGAUAUUGCGAUACUAUCUCUAUUGAUUUUGGUUGAAAUGAUAUUGGUAGAUACCUAAGGUACCUGUCGGUAAUAAUGUUGGGCAGUAGUCAAGGAGGCUGAAGGGGCGCAGGGGCGCCUCGGGCACCU
Messenger RNA from Exophiala mesophila, 2108 nucleotides. RefSeq names its product malate synthase, glyoxysomal. NCBI's taxonomy places the organism in Eukaryota, Fungi, Ascomycota, Eurotiomycetes, Chaetothyriales, Herpotrichiellaceae. Gene Ontology annotation, cellular component: peroxisomal matrix; cytoplasm. The record is from RefSeq and is a predicted model, not a curated record. The transcript has 3 exons. Gene Ontology annotation, biological process: glyoxylate cycle. Bases 88 to 1716 code for a protein of 542 amino acids. Gene Ontology annotation, molecular function: malate synthase activity.